Molecule: messenger RNA, 474 nt
Organism: Achroia grisella
Lineage: Eukaryota; Metazoa; Arthropoda; Insecta; Lepidoptera; Pyralidae
Exons: 2
Coding region: 1-474 (157 amino acids)
Source: RefSeq, a predicted model, not a curated record
AUGGACACAACUACAUCGAGGAGGCCGUGGAAACUAAGAGCUAUGACAGGGACGAGAUACAGUGAAGUGUUUGCAGACGAAUUGGGUCGCUUUACUGGUGGUAGGGUGAGCAUACAUUUGCGCGAGGGGGCGCGGCCGGUGUUUAUGCGAGCGCGGCCGCUCGCAUACGCGCUGCGCGAGCCUGUGGAGCGCGCGCUGGAGCAGCUAGUGAGCGAUGGCGUGCUCACUCCUGUCGACCGCUCCGACUGGGCUACGCCCAUCGUGCCAGUGGUCAAGAAAGAUGGUAACAUCAGAAUAUGCGCUGAUUACAAAUUAACUUUAAAUAAAGUGUUGGAUGUCGAUCGUUACCCUUUGCCUAGAGUGGAGGAUUUACUCGUGCGGUUACAUGGUGGGGAAUAUUUUUCAAAAAUAGAUUUAUCUCAAGCCUAUGCGCAGUUUGUACUGGAUGAUACUUGUAAUUGCACAGUGAUAUAA